Messenger RNA from Liolophura sinensis, 2925 nucleotides. Its product is annotated as cytosolic phospholipase A2-like. The record is from RefSeq and is a predicted model, not a curated record. Gene Ontology annotation, biological process: glycerophospholipid catabolic process. Gene Ontology annotation, cellular component: cytosol. Gene Ontology annotation, molecular function: calcium-dependent phospholipid binding; calcium ion binding. Lineage: Eukaryota; Metazoa; Mollusca; Polyplacophora; Chitonida; Chitonidae. The transcript has 16 exons. The coding region runs from base 80 to 2254 and encodes 724 amino acids.
UUUUUGGAAUGCUAACUGUUCUCAGUCAAGCAGUGGUCCACGCAAUCUCAUCUAUCUGAUCAUCGCAAGACCACCAAGUAUGCAGCACUGCCACGAGUUUGUUGUGGACCAUCGUCCUUGCUUGAUUUUGUAUGUCAAUGUACUCCGAGGACGGAAAAUAACUAAAGGGUGGGGCGAUAUGGUUGACACACCUGACCCGUACAUUGAGCUGAAGAUGCGCAAAACACCGGACGCCAAAAGAAGAACAGCCACAAAAACUAACGAGAUCAAUCCCGUGUGGAACGAGAAUUUCCGUUAUCUCCUCGAUCCAAAAGAAAAGAACAUACUUCAUAUUAACCUAAAAGACGACAACUACACAAUGGAUGGGACAAUCGGAAGUGAGCAGAUCAACAUAAACAGCCUGGAAAGGAACAAGUGGAUCAAGAAGACCGUUACUUUUAAUAAGGUCUCUGAAAUUGAUAUGGAAUUAAAGACAGAAAUAGAUACGCAACCCAAUUUACGCUACAGUGUGGAUUUGUGUGAAGAAGAAAUGAAUUACCUUAAGGCCAGGAAGUUGAAAACUAUGACAGGAAUGGGCCGUUUACUUGGCGGAAGGGGGCCGAAAACCAUUGAAGAGGUGCCGACUGUAGCCGUGAUGGGGUCAGGUGGGGGUUUCCGGGCUAUGGUGGCCUAUAGCGGUGUCUUCAAAGCUCUGCAAGAAACAGGUGUGCUGGACUGUGUCACUUACACAUGUGGACUGUCGGGAUCAUGUUGGUUAUUAUCGACAUUGUACUCGCAUCCGAAGUGGCCAAAGUUGUCUCUGAAAGAAUUUCAGGAAGAGUUAAAGAAGAACAUUGACGCGAGUUUGAUUAACUUGAUGGGUAUGCAGCAAGUUAGUCGGUACAUCAGCGCCAUGAUGGAAAAAUGGAACAACGGCCAGCCAAUCAGCUUCACGGAUUUCUUUGGCCAUCUGGUGGGAGAAACACUAAUUAAAGAUAGAAAAGAUUGUACACUGACAGAUCAACAGAUAAAACUCGUAGACGGUAACAUCCCAAUGCCUCUGUAUACGUGUGUACACGUGAAGAAGAAUGUUUCUGCCAGAGCUUUCCAAGAAUGGAUUGAGUUCAGCCCUUUUGAGAUAGGAAUGGCGAAGUUUGGGUCGUUCAUGAAGAGCGAGUAUUUCGGCAGUAAGUUCUUCAUGGGCAAGUUGGCGAAGAAGUACGACGAACCCCCACUCCACUUUUUACAAGGUAUUUGGGGCAGCGCUUUCUGCAUCAUGUUUAAUCGACUAUUUGAUGACAAUCGAAACAUGGACCCCGUGGAGAUGGUCAGACGGGAAAUGAAAAAGAAAAUUAAAGAAGAAUCGGUGCUGAGUGACGGAAGCGAAGAUGAAGACGAUGAUGACGACGAUGAUUUUGAUAAUCACGAUAACUCUCAUCAUGAUCAUUGUGAAGAACUGACUGAUACUCCGACCGCGGCCAAAAGCAGGAAAACGAAGGAGGAGGAUGAACAACAAGGAGUGGAAAAAACGGUCGCGGACAAAGGAUUCUGGAUGAACUGGUUUAAGAGCCUAGUAGAUAGCAAGAGAUUUCAGCUUCUGAGCACGCGCACUGGCCGCGCUGGCGUGAUACACAACUUCCUGAGAGGGAUCUCCUUACUACCUAAAGGAGAAGAACCUAAGACCCCCGAAGAAACAGAUUCUGACGAUUCAGACGAAGGAAUCAGAGUGUAUUCCACCCAUGUCAAAAAACAAUUCGUUGUGGACGCAGGGUUAACUUUCAACUCCCCGUACCCUCUCGUGCUGAGGCAAGCCCGAGGGAUAGAUCUCAUCCUGUCGUUUGACUUCAGUGGUAGACCCAGCGAUGACAGCGAGCCGUUCAAGGAAAUAAAACUGGCUGAAAAGUGGGCUAAACACAACGGCCUUCGUUUCCCACCCAUCGACACGAGUGUGUUUGAGAAAGAAGGGAUGAAGGAGUUGUACAUCUUCCGUGAUCCCAACGACCCUAACUGUCCCAUAAUACUUCACUUCGUCCUCGUGAAUCUCGACUUCCGGAAGUAUAAGAAGCCAGGUGUCCCAAGGGAAACUACUGAAGAGAAAGAAUUCGCGGACUUCGCCGUCUUUGACGACCCCGAAGCCCCGUAUUCCACGUUUAACUUCACCUACACUCACAAGGCGUUUGAUCGGUUAUCUCAGCUGAUGGAAUUCAAUACACUCAACCACCUGAAGGAGAUCAAAGAGGCCAUUGCGGAGGCAGUCCAGAAGAAACGAAAAUAAUUCAUUUCAAUGAGAUUAGAAACCAAUCAAAAUUGUGCACAUAGAACAUAUGUGUCAUAUAGAUCAUGAAAUGCGAAAUCCCUCUUCUCAACGUACAUGAUUUUUAAAUGAUAGGAUGUAUGCUAUUUUAGACGUUGCCAGCAUAGUUUUACUGUUUGUUGAGAGCGGGCAAUAUCGGAAUCUCCUCUGCUCUUGUGGGUUUGAUGGCAAUAAGCGGUCGAAACUGAUCAAAAUCGUAUAAGGGAGAGAUUCUGGAAUGUCGCGUUAACGCCACUCAAAUAAUCAUUCAUCAAUUACACAACCCUGAGUUCCUCCAGUCACCAGUAAUAUUAUACUUUAAGUGACUCAUCCUGUCCCUCAUCUUACACUCCUGAAUUUGUACAUUGAUGUUAUCGGAAAUACCUGUAUGUUAAAGAAAGGCAUUCCUUUCUGUGAUAUGUGCUAUUGGUGCUCUGUAAACAGGUAACUUGUAUUAAAUAUUAUAUAUAUUAAGGUAUAUAUGUUUAUUUUAAAUUGCCUCAUUACAAUGGUGAUCAAAGUUAAAUAUGUUUGAACACGGCGUGAACACACAUUGUACAAUCAUAUCAUUAUAUAACAGAAAUCACAUGUUUUUUUUAAAAUGUCAUAACGUGAGGCAAUAUUUUUUGUCAUAUUUAAAUGUUUCUGUAGAA